AUGGAUAUAGCACCUGAUUUAAGCCAUUUAACAGAAGAUGAACGAAAAAUAAUUGAAGCUGUUAUUAAUCGGCAAAAAGCUGAAGAACAACGCGAUGCUGUGGCUUUACAAUCACGUAUGGACGAUUAUUCAGCUCCAGUUGCUAUGGCUGGCCGACGAUAUUCACAACAGACUAAAACAUCUGCUCAUGGGAGUUCAUCGAAUGAAUCAGGUGUUUGUUGUGAAAUAUGUGAAAAAACAAAAUUUGUUGAUGAACAAUCUGCACGUCAAUGUUCGAUAUGUAAAAAACGUUUUUGUGUACGAUGUGGUGUACGACUAAAAGGACAUCAAUAUAAUAAGACAUUUUGGCUUUGUAAUUUAUGUCGACAAAAACAAGAACGAUACUUUUCUUCACGAAAAUUAAUUCCAACAACAAGUUCUGUAUCGCAAUUAACAACAACAUCGAUUAAUACAAAUAAUAUUAAUAAUGAAAACACAAAAAAUAUUUCGAAACAAUACGUUUCCGAUUAUAUUCUAUCACAGCCAUUUGAUACAAAUGAAAAAGAACAUGAAAAUAUUAAAAUAAAUAAAAAUGGUGCUAACAAAAAAUCGAAUCCAACUGCAAUACCACAACGUAAACGGCUACUUCCAACAACACACAUAAGACGUCAACCACAAAACGAAUCGAAAGACGAUUCAAGUUCCGAACAAGACGACGGUGCUGUUUCAUCGCCGGAUUCAGCUUCAGUUAAUGAUGAUAAUGAAUCGGUACCACUAGUGAACAAGAAUGAUGAAGAUGUUCUUUCAUUGUUGCCAGUAUCACGUUCGGCUCAUAAUCCACAAAUCCGUUUAAAAGAAUUUCAAUAUCUUUCAUUCGAAGAGAAAGAUAUUGAACCUGAAACAACAUGGAAAGAUUCAGGCGUUGAUACAGCUAGUUCAAGUACAAUACCUAAUGCUGUAUCGAUUGAUCCAUAUAAAAAGCCAACAACUACUUGGCGUUUUAAUGAAAAUCGUACAGAACAAAUUGGUUACGUCCAUUUAAAAAAUAAUACCUGGACACCAUCAAUACGUGAUGAAUAUGAACAGGGGAAAAUUAUCAAAGGAGAUAUCUUCACUGCAUUAGGUUUAAAAGUUCAAGGUGGCAUUUGUCAAGAGAACGAAGAUGGAAAUGUUACUAUGAUUGCUGAAAUAACUGAAGUUACACCGGGUAGUAUAGCUGAUAAUUGUGGACAAUUACAAAUUGGCGAUCAAGUUCUCGAAUGGAAUGGAAAGAAAUCAACUAAUUUGAAUUAUAAUGAAGUGUAUCAAAUAAUUUCAAAGAACUCCUUGCAAUCACCAGAUAUUCAUAUGAUUAUUAAAAGGCCGAUCAGAUAUUCAACAUUGCCAAGUAAUGAACAGUCAUUAACAACUCCUAUUACAACUGUAUCAUCACAAGGUAAAAUCAAGUUUUAUGCGGCCUAUUCUAGUAAUUAA
Messenger RNA from Rotaria socialis, 1452 nucleotides. The record is from the annotation of a GenBank genome assembly. NCBI's taxonomy places the organism in Eukaryota, Metazoa, Rotifera, Eurotatoria, Philodinida, Philodinidae.